Messenger RNA from Jaminaea rosea, 562 nucleotides. RefSeq lists its product as hypothetical. The transcript has 3 exons. NCBI's taxonomy places the organism in Eukaryota, Fungi, Basidiomycota, Exobasidiomycetes, Microstromatales. The record is from RefSeq and is a predicted model, not a curated record. Gene Ontology annotation, molecular function: RNA endonuclease activity. The coding region runs from base 163 to 423 and encodes 86 amino acids.
CACCACCUUGCCUCGUCACCUUCUCGAUACACUUGCUGCACGGCCUUCGCCCGCCCUCUGCCAGAACAGACGGAGCUUUACACUGCGGCUCACGCCUCCCACCGGGUCUUCAACCUCUCUACGGAGCAGCACUAAUAUCUACCGGACAACGGCCCCUGAAUCAUGUCGCUGCGUCCUAUGGUUGGCCCCGGCCUUGCCGGCUGCUGCACCAUUCUCUCCAUCUUCGGCGUCCUCUCCCUCUUCGUGAUUGGCUAUGGCUUUGCAAACCACUGGGAAGCCUUCAUGGGCUCGACGGAGGAUCCGGAGGACGGAAUGGCCGUUGCUACCACAUGCUAUGUAGCUGCCCUGAUCUACGCUGCGUUCAUCCUCUUCUGCGGCUGUCAAUUGGGAGCGCACAAGAGGUACAGUAGGAUACAGCUAUGAGCUGCGAUUGUGGAGUCUUUGUGGAUACGACGACGAGUACUGCAUUUCAAUGGCAUAUGCAUAUACGACACGCAUACGCCUUGCGGGAUGGGACACGAACUGAUCAGGCGGAGGAGGAUCAUUGCACAAGAGACAUGAU